AUGGCACAGUCCAAACUGGAAAACCAGACAGUGCUCACUGAAUUCAUUCUGCUGGGGUUUGGCAAUCUGGGAGAUCAGUGGUCCCUUCUCUUCUUUCUCUUCUCAGUGAUCUACAUUGUGACCAUGGCUGGAAAUAUCCUCAUCAUUGCCCUGGUGGUGGUUGAUUGCCACCUUCACACCCCCAUGUACUUCUUUCUGGGUAACUUGUCCUGCCUGGAAACUUGCUACAGCUCCAACAUCCUUCCCUUGAUGCUGGCUAAUUUUUUCAAUGGGGGGCAAAGGGUGAUUUCUGUAACUGGCUGCAUGAUACAGUAUUACUUUUUUGGCUUCCUGGCUGCUUCUGAAUGUUAUCUCCUAGCUGCAAUGUCCUAUGAUAGGUAUGUAGCAAUAUGUAAACCGUUGUUCUACACAACUCUCAUGAAUAGCAAGGUUUGCUUCCAGCUAGUGGCUUGCUCUUGGAUAAGUGGUUCAUUGGCUAUUAACAUAACUAUAUAUUUAAUGCACCAAUUAAAGUUCUGUGGCUCAGGAGAAAUCAACCAUUUCUUUUGUGAUUUCAAUCCAAUAUUAAAGCUGUCAUGCAGUGACACACAAAUAAUCAAACCAUUAACAGCCUUCUUAGCAGCCGUGUGCUCCUUGCCUCCGUUUUUGUUGACCUUGGCAUCUUAUAUCUACAUCAUAUCUACAAUUGUGAGAAUCCCAUCCAUCAGCGGGAGGCAAAAGGCCUUCUCAACCUGCUCCUCACACCUCAUCGUUGUGUCCAUUUUCUACAGCACAAUAAUGAUUGUCUACAUUUUGCCCAAAACAGAUACACUGCAAGACCUCAACAAAGUCUUCUCCCUUUUCUAUACAGUCCUGACACCUUUGUUCAAUCCUCUGAUAUACAGCCUUAGAAACAGGGAGGUGAAGGUGGUCUUCAGAAAAGCUGUCACUAAAUUUUGUGCAUCCAAAAGAAUACAGAGCUUUAAGUGA
Varanus komodoensis (Komodo dragon) is the source of this 969-nucleotide messenger RNA. RefSeq names its product olfactory receptor 2AP1-like. The transcript has a single exon. The coding region runs from base 1 to 969 and encodes 322 amino acids. The record is from RefSeq and is a predicted model, not a curated record. Gene Ontology annotation, molecular function: G protein-coupled receptor activity; olfactory receptor activity. NCBI's taxonomy places the organism in Eukaryota, Metazoa, Chordata, Lepidosauria, Squamata, Varanidae. Gene Ontology annotation, cellular component: membrane. Gene Ontology annotation, biological process: G protein-coupled receptor signaling pathway.